This is a messenger RNA of Peromyscus californicus insignis, 1384 nucleotides long. RefSeq names its product GID complex subunit 8 homolog (gene Gid8). Bases 193 to 879 code for a protein of 228 amino acids. Gene Ontology annotation, molecular function: protein binding. The record is from RefSeq and is a predicted model, not a curated record. Gene Ontology annotation, cellular component: nucleus; cytoplasm. The transcript has 5 exons. Lineage: Eukaryota; Metazoa; Chordata; Mammalia; Rodentia; Cricetidae. Gene Ontology annotation, biological process: proteasome-mediated ubiquitin-dependent protein catabolic process; positive regulation of canonical Wnt signaling pathway.
GGGUCUGAGGCGGACGCCGGUGUGUCUACCUCCGCUUCGCGCCCCGCCCCCGCCUCCGCCGCGGCCUCCGCCUCCGUCUCCACCUCUAUCUCCCGCUGUUGCUGCCGCCCCUCCCCGGCCCCGGGAGCGGCCGCGGAGCCGCCGCCCAGACCCUGUCGCGCGGGAGGCGGGAUCCGCACGAAAUAAAUCAUAAUGAGUUAUGCAGAAAAACCCGAUGAAAUAACCAAAGAUGAAUGGAUGGAAAAGCUCAAUAACUUACAUGUUCAACGAGCAGAUAUGAACCGUCUCAUCAUGAACUACCUAGUCACAGAGGGCUUUAAGGAAGCAGCAGAGAAGUUUCGAAUGGAGUCUGGGAUCGAACCAAGUGUAGACCUAGAAACACUUGAUGAGCGAAUCAAGAUUCGGGAGAUGAUUCUGAAGGGUCAGAUCCAGGAGGCCAUCGCCCUGAUCAACAGCCUCCACCCAGAGCUCCUGGACACAAACCGCUAUCUUUACUUUCACCUUCAGCAACAGCACUUGAUUGAGCUUAUCCGUCAGCGUGAGACAGAAGCAGCGUUGGAGUUUGCCCAAACGCAGCUUGCAGAGCAGGGUGAGGAAAGCAGAGAGUGCCUCACAGAAAUGGAGCGCACGUUGGCCUUAUUGGCCUUCGAUAGCCCUGAGGAGUCACCUUUUGGAGACCUUCUCCACAUGAUGCAAAGGCAAAAGGUGUGGAGUGAAGUUAACCAGGCUGUUCUGGAUUACGAAAACCGAGAGUCCACACCCAAGCUGGCAAAAUUACUGAAACUGCUACUUUGGGCUCAGAAUGAGCUAGACCAGAAGAAAGUAAAAUAUCCCAAAAUGACAGACCUCAGCAAAGGUGUGAUUGAGGAGCCCAAGUAGAGCCUGUGCACGGACCCAGCACUGUCAACCAGCACAGGACUCGUUCCCAUCUGUCUGUGACUGGCAGAUUUGUCACUGCAGUAGAGAACCUUUCCCCCUGUCAUUUUCUUUGGCCCUUAUUGUUUAAAAAGGGGAAAUGGCCUUUUUAAACACUGGCAAACCCAUGAUGGAAGACACCACCUCUGCCAUGCCCUGCGUCCUGAGCACUGCACACUGCAGUUGACUACCCCAGUGCUUCCGGUAUUACUGGCUCUGGAAGAUCUGGUUUGCUGAGUGUGUGCUGCACUGCUAGGGAGUGUCAUUUCAGCUGAAGGCCUCACGUCACAGCAUAUGAAAAGCACUGAUGUUCUUUUGCUUUCUGCAGGCAGGCAGUGUUUUAUUUUCCUAGGUCUUAUCAGGCCUUCUUCAAGUUUUUCCUUACCCCUUUUCUUCUUUUCUUUUCCUCCUCUUUGUGUUCCUUCAUAGGAAAGAAUAUAUAAAUUUGUAAAUCUUAAUUCAAAGAUAA